AAUGACAAACACAGAGGCAUCCUCCAUAGGCACUUUCCACUGACUAGACUACAGAAAAACAGAGAGACAGUGUGUAUGUGCGUGUGUGCGCGUGCGUGUGUGUAUGCUUAUACCAGUAAAAUAAUUCUAACACUAGCCAAGGUUGAAUAUCUGUCACAAUAUGCUACAAUACAUAAUAGACUGCUAUCGCAUAAUUUAUAAAAAAAUUGACAAUAUGCAACAAUAGUGUUUUUUCUGCAAAGGCAAAAGAAGGGAAGCAACAUCAUUUGUUGACCGUCAUUCCUGUGGUAUGCGUGUGUCUGCUGCGUGCCGCCGCCUGUGGGCUCCCCUUAGGAAGAAGAAAAAGUGAUGCAAACGCGAUGCCAGUCAUGAAGCGGUGCAGCGGGGAGGAGGAUUCCCAUCACACCAAGAUGGCGGCGAGGCGCACAGCCGGCACGGUAGCGCGCUGAGAGACGGGGGACAGACACAGGGAGACACAUUGUCAUUGCUUAUCUUCUGGUCAUCACUGACAUGGACCAGUGUUAAGGAGGGACUCAUCGACACAAGGCGUCCGAGGACUAAUUUCAUCUUGCACGAGGUGUGUGCGUCGGGCGGUGAUGGGACAGGAUGAUGGAGGACAAAGGCCCCCGUGUUGCCGACUACUUUGUCGUGGCCGGUCUGACCGACUCGUCCACGCCGCUGGAGCAGGAGCUCCGCUUCGACGACGCCUGCCACAAGACGGCCAAGGCCCGGGCGCCCAUCACGGACGUGGCGGUGGUGGUGCGCUCCCUCGGUGAGGAGGUGCCGGCGGGCUUCGCCUGCGUGGAGACCACGCCCACGGGGCUCUCGGCCGACCUGAACAGCGGCGGCAUCAUGGCGCCGCAGAUCUUCCUCUGCUACCGGCGAGGCCGCGACAAACCGCCGCUCACCGACCUGGGGGUGCUGUACGAGUGGAAGGAGCGGCUGAAGCCGGGCUGCCACCUCAUCCAGACCACGCCCUACGGCCGGCCGGGCCAACAUCAGCAGCACCUCGUCGCAGCGCAUCUACGUCACGUACCGCCGCGCACCGACGGCCAGCCGCACGCCGCCCUGGCCGUCACCGACAUCUGCAUCAUCGUGCCGGCCAAGGGCGAGACGCCGCCGCACACCUUCUGCAGGUGGACAAGAACCUCAACAGCAGCAUGUGGGGAUCCGCUGUAUAUCUGUGUUACAAGAAAUCAGUCGCAAAGACCAACAUGAUCGCCUACAAAGCAGGUGAGCAACCAAACAAACCCUGUUUCAUUAUGAAUCAUCGAUACAUCAGGCAGAGAAGAAGAGUGUUGUGACCGAUCCUCCAGAGAGGUUGGGUGGGCGAGAUAGCUUUCCCGAACGUGAUUCAUCUGAGCUGUGUCUAAAUUGAUGUGCGGGAUUAUGGGAUUAUGGGGAGACUGAUUCAAAGAUUUGCUGGGGUUGACGAGGACAAGAAUUAUAAAUACUGAUUAACUGUCUUUAAUGGACCAUUAUAGAGCCCCUUCAACGUUUUACAGUUUGUAGCGCAUGUUCAUUUUGACGUAUCU
Gadus macrocephalus (Pacific cod) is the source of this 1535-nucleotide messenger RNA. Its product is annotated as C-myc promoter-binding protein-like. The record is from RefSeq and is a predicted model, not a curated record. The transcript is spliced from 4 exons. The coding region runs from base 607 to 1218 and encodes 203 amino acids. Gene Ontology annotation, cellular component: cytoplasmic vesicle. NCBI's taxonomy places the organism in Eukaryota, Metazoa, Chordata, Actinopteri, Gadiformes, Gadidae. Gene Ontology annotation, biological process: regulation of Rab protein signal transduction.